AUGUCUGCGCCUCGAGGAGGAGGACGUGGGAGAGGGCGUGGCCGAGGUCGAGGUCGCGGAGACUACUACACACCCAGUGAAAGAUCUCAGAAUCAGGGCGAAUCUCAGCAACAAGUCGAACCAGAUCGAGCAGCAGCAACAAGCAACACUGUGGAUCUCCUCAAAGGUUUCUUAGCACGGCGCUAUGAUGCGUCCACCAAACUAUUGAACUUCUCAGCUAUCGCCACCGAUGAGGAAGUUGCAAAGAGCGGGAUGUUUCGACAAGAGUCUACACAGAAGAAGUUCUUUCCAGCCCUCAUGGUCAUCUGCGACGAGAUGCUCGAAACCCGAGAAGCCAAGGAGGCAGCCAUCGAAAGCGUCACAUUAUGUGGGAACAACAUCACAAAUCUCAACGUAGUGUUCGAUCUUUGCAAGACUUUGAAUCACAUCAAAAACCUUGAUCUGAGCGGCAACGCAUUUAAUUCGGUCAAUGCGCUAAAACCCUGGAAGGGUCGUUUCAGGAAGCUGGAGCACCUGAUCAUCGAACCUUUCAGCAGCAUCGGCUGGGAAGAAGAACUCACAGCUUGGUUCCCGAAAUUGAAGAUUCUGAAUGGGACCCAAGUUCGCACUGAUAAGUCUGUGGCUGGCGAUGCAAGUAUGAUCACGGAUGCCCCAAUGGUUGCGACACCACAGCCAACGGCCGGCGCGCCAUUACCUACACCAACACCAACAUUUGAUCAACAGAAAGAAGAGAUGAUCACAUAUGUUCAGUCAGCGACAAAUCUUAAACGAGACUAUGCGAUACAGUGCUUAGAAGCGGGAGGCUGGGAUCUGAAUCGCGCGGGGGAGCUAUUCACGCAAAGCCAGCCCAAUCUGCCGCCAGACGCGUACAAUUAG
Messenger RNA from Boeremia exigua, 876 nucleotides. RefSeq lists its product as uncharacterized. Gene Ontology annotation, cellular component: nucleus. Lineage: Eukaryota; Fungi; Ascomycota; Dothideomycetes; Pleosporales; Didymellaceae. The coding region runs from base 1 to 876 and encodes 291 amino acids. Gene Ontology annotation, biological process: poly(A)+ mRNA export from nucleus. Gene Ontology annotation, molecular function: RNA binding; protein binding. The transcript has a single exon. The record is from RefSeq and is a predicted model, not a curated record.